UCCUCCUCAUGUGUCAAUAUUCGAUUGCUACUUAUUCCAUAAUUGGAGGUUCCGCGCCUUCCGGCGUUUCUCUCGAGGGUCUCGGAGAACAACAGAGGAAGAGGUAGCAUAGAACCUCAUCUCAACGAUGGAGAGCUUCGCUCUUCACCCACCUUCCGUCAAGACCUUCGCUUCUUCCUCUCGUAUUUCUCUAUCCCGGCGAUCUCGAUCGCCUUGUUGCAAAUAUCUCCCGUCAAUCUCUCCUGCACCAUCCAUCAGACCAAUCGAUGAUUUCAGAUCUUUUUCAACCUCCUUUCUCGGUUCUCAUGCUCGACUCUCUCUCUUCAAACCGAAGCCAUUUGCACCUCUUCUUAAACCCUACACUUCUCAUAAAACCAUUAAAGCUUCCUCCUCUUCCUCAGACAAGAAGGUACAGAUUUCUGCUUCUGGCUCUGGUCCUGGUCCUCAGGGAGCGAAGCUCAUCCCCCUCGUAAUAUCAGUCGCCAUUGGAGUUAUCGUUCGAUUCUUCGUACCAAAACCAGUUGAAGUCACUCCGCAAGCAUGGCAGUUGCUUUCUAUCUUCUUGUCGACCAUAGCCGGACUGGUUUUGAGUCCUCUUCCAGUCGGUGCUUGGGCGUUUCUUGGUCUCACGACCUCAAUUGUUACAAAAACCCUAUCUUUCUCAACUGCUUUUGGGGCAUUCACCAGCGAGGUUAUUUGGUUGAUUGUCAUUUCGUUUUUCUUUGCUCGGGGAUUCGUCAAGACGGGCCUUGGUGAUAGGAUUGCGACUUACUUCGUCAAGUGGCUUGGAAAAAGUACGUUGGGAUUGUCUUACGGAUUGACGCUUAGUGAAGCGCUUAUUGCUCCAGCGAUGCCGAGUACGACUGCAAGAGCUGGAGGAGUGUUCUUGCCGAUUAUUAAGUCGUUGUCUCUUUCUGCCGGCAGUAAACCGGGGGAUCCCUCUUCCAAAAGGCUUGGUUCCUAUCUGGUUCAGUCCCAAUUCCAGUCCGCUGGUAACUCAAGUGCUCUUUUCCUAACUGCUGCAGCUCAAAACCUACUUUGCCUCAAGUUGGCUGAGGAACUUGGGGUGAAAAUUGCAAGUCCAUGGGUUUCCUGGUUCAAGGCUGCUAGUUUGCCUGCAUUUGUUUCUCUUCUGGUUACUCCCUUAGUCCUGUAUAAGAUCUACCCCCCUGAAAUCAAAGAUACACCAGAUGCUCCUGCUAUGGCUACAAAGAAACUGGAGCAGAUGGGUCCUGUCACAAGGAAUGAAUGGGUGAUGAUCUGUACAAUGCUCCUUGCUGUUUCCUUGUGGGUAUUUGGAGAUACUCUUGGUAUAGCAAGUGUAGUUGCAGCAAUGCUUGGGUUAUCCAUUCUCCUGCUCUUGGGAGUUCUGCAAUGGGAUGAUUGCUUAAGUGAAAAAUCAGCUUGGGAUACUUUAGCUUGGUUUGCGGUUCUUGUUGGCAUGGCAGGUCAAUUGACAAAUCUUGGUAUAGUAACAUGGAUGUCUAGUUGUGUGGCCAAAUCCCUUCAGUCAUUAUCAUUGAGCUGGCCAGCUGCAUUUGGUGUUCUCCAGGCAGCUUAUUUCUUCAUCCACUACUUAUUUGCAAGUCAGACUGGUCAUGUAGGAGCUCUGUUCUCUGCAUUUCUUGCCAUGCACUUGGCAUCUGGAGUACAUGGUGUGUUGGCUGCACUGGCUUUGGCAUAUAACACCAAUCUCUUUGGUGCAUUAACACAUUAUAGCAGUGGUCAGGCAGCAGUUUAUUAUGGAGCGGGUUAUGUAGACCUUCCUGAUGUUUUCAGACUGGGCUUUAUAAUGGCCCUCAUCAAUUCUGUGAUCUGGGGAGUUGUUGGAAGUUUCUGGUGGAAAUUUUUGGGCCUUUAUUGAGUUUUGGCCUUGUAAGUUAACUUCAUUUUUUCACUUGUUAGAUGAUGUUUCACUGUACCUGAGCAUAAUUUGAAACUUUGAGUACUGACUUCAUUUGAAUAAAAUUUUUUAAGUUUAGUUUGACUUCCAAAUUUUGUUCCCAUUU
Nelumbo nucifera (sacred lotus) is the source of this 2009-nucleotide messenger RNA. It is a transcript of the gene DIT2.1, whose product is annotated as dicarboxylate transport 2.1. The record is from RefSeq and is a predicted model, not a curated record. Gene Ontology annotation, molecular function: transmembrane transporter activity. Gene Ontology annotation, biological process: transmembrane transport. Lineage: Eukaryota; Viridiplantae; Streptophyta; Magnoliopsida; Proteales; Nelumbonaceae. Gene Ontology annotation, cellular component: membrane.